CCAGCAGCAAAGAGACACGUUGACUCAAAACAAACAGGGUGAACGCUCUCCAUCUUCUUCCACCGCCGACUCAUUUAUCUGCUCUCAUCUGUCACAUCUGUCUCCUCAUCAGUUUUAUUAUCUCUCUGUCCUCUCUCUUUCUCUCUCUCUCUCCUCCUUCCCUCCCUCUAUCUCUCUCCUCCUCCUCCCGCUGUGCUCUCGACUCGCUCUCAUUCCUCCUCCUCUCACACUCAGGCAGCAUCCUCCCCUCUCCACUUCUACCUUCACACUCACCUCUUCACGCCUCCCUCUCAGCUCUCCUCGCCGCCUUCCUCUCCGUCACCUACUAACACACAUCAUCCCUCACAUCUCUUUCCCCUUUUUCAUUUGCUGCUUCCAUCUCUUCCCAUUCUUCCCUCCUUUCUCGCAACACUCAACCUUGCUGUCUUGUGCAAACGUUCGCGUGCAAACACUCAUGCUGAUUGGCACCCAAGGACGGAGCAGCCUCUCUCCCGAACCGGCUACCGGGCGCUUUGAUUGCUGCUCGGGCUUCUUGACACUGAGCUCAGCUGAGGAAGAGGACAAGGAAAGAGGCCAUGGAGCACAGCCACAUCUUCCCCGUUUCUUCCCCAAACGGCAGCACCUGGAGCGGGCAGAAUCCCUCCGAGGUUGCCCAGGGAUGCCCUCUCGGACCACUGCCCGUCAUCUACUACAGCGUCCUGCUCUGCCUUGGCCUGCCGGCUAACAUCCUGACGGUGGUCAUCCUGUCCCAGCUAGUGCUGCGUCGUCAGAAGUCCUCCUACAAUUACCUCUUGGCUCUGGCGGCCGCCGACAUCCUCGUUCUGCUCCUCAUCGUUUUCGUGGACUUCAUACUGGAGGAUUUUAUUUUGGCCAAGCCGCUGCCCCCAUCGUUGAACAGCGCCGUGCAGGUCCUGGAGUUCUCCUCCAUCCACACCUCCAUCUGGAUCACCGUGCCGCUCACCAUCGACCGCUACAUCGCCGUUUGCCACCCGCUGCGCUACCACACCGUGUCCUAUCCAGCCCGCACUCGUAGGGUGAUAUUCGCCGUCUACAUCGGCUGCUUGCUGUCGGCGGCUCCAUACUACUGGUGGCCGGAGCUGUGGCACAGCCUGCCUGGGGUUGGAGGAGGUGGAGGGGAGAGCAGCAGGAGGACGGCGGCCCAGCAUGUCCUGGUUUGGGCCCACUGUGCCACCGUCUACCUCCUGCCCUGCACCGUCUUCUUCUCGCUCAAUGCCGUCAUCGUGCGGAAGCUGCGCCGGCGCCGGAGCUGUUUCCGUCUGCGCGGAUACUCCACCGGCAAGACCACCGCCAUCCUCCUCGCCAUCACCUCUAUCUUUGCCGUUCUGUGGGCACCGCGCACUCUCAUGAUCCUCUACCACUUCUACUCGCCCCCGCCGGCCUCGUCGAGCGCUGGCCGCCUACUGCACAUGCUCACCGACAUGGCCAACAUGCUGGCGCUUCUCAACACUGGUGUCAACUUCUUCCUCUACUGCUUCAUUAGCAAGCGUUUCCGUGCCAUGGCGGCCAACGUGCUGCGGGCCCUGGUCCACUGCCGGAAGCAGCCGCCGCCGUUCUACGCCAGCCACAACUUCUCCAUCACGAGCAGUCCCUGGAUCUCACCGGCCAACUCCCACUGCAUCAAGAUGCUGGUGUACCAGUAUGACAAGAACGGGAAGCCCAUCUGCAUCUCCUCCUAAACCGCCCUCCGUCGCUGGGGAAGGUAUCCAGGCUUUGUCUCCGUGGCGAUCAGCUACGUAAACAUGGGAGACUUUGGAGCCUUGAAAAUGUCAGAAGGUGGCAGGUUAGCUAGCUUUGAACGACGACAAGGUGGGAAAGCAAACAGCAGAUGAGCGUCGAAGCCUCUCAUGUUCAAUCAAGUAUUCACAAAGCAGCAACCAGCAUCUGACAGACUGUUUCCUCCAUGCAAAAAAAAAACUGACUGACUGACUGACUCCUGCACACACUGAUGAAGGGAAAUCACCAUCUACCACUGAUUGUGAGUCACCAUUCGUAACAUACAAACUGACAAAACAACAAGAUAAAUCCCCAGUGAGGCAUUAGAUUUACGGCGGUUGCUGCCAACGACAAAGAGCUUUGAACAGCUGCUGGGACUCAGUCUGGGCACCAAACAUCUCCCCUCCAGGGGUGAUUCUCUCAGGCAGAGCACCGUCCGACUGCCCCUUCAGCAGCGUAGAGAAGCUCUGUCAGUUCCACUUUAAUAUGCAGAGAAGUCAUUAAGAAAGAGAACAGCUCUUUCUGACUUUGUGUGAGUUCAUCCCGGCAGCGCAGGUCACCUACAAGUCGGCGCUCGCUAUGGAAGUCAUCGUAGGACAAGUAGGCCCUCUGCUUAUUGUUGGUGAAAUAUCUAUUAAUGGUAGACUUGACUGUUAACGUAGCUUUGCAAAAACACAAGACAAAAAAAAUACGACCUGGAGUCGGUGUUGAUCCAAGGUGUUGUUAAUCUAGUAAUCACAUUUCCAGUACUAGGAUGAGGAAAUUUCUGCAGUGAGUAGAUAGUCCUCAGAUAACUGUUAAUGGACUCACUGUUAGCCAUUACCUGGAUGAAUAUCAUGAAUGUAUCUAAAUGCCUCUUUAACCCUUUAGCUUUCUAAGAAGCCGAGGCAGAGAGAGAAACAGAGAGGAGACAAAAAUCAGAGUUUUAUGUCCCACGACGCAGCAGUGAAUCUGGUCUCAGGGCCGCCAUGACACGUUUCAUCUCUGCUGGCUGACGGCGCUUCAGUCACAUUUUAUACCGAAACACACACUCACACUCUCUCACACACACUCAGAUCAAUGCACAUCCAUUCUGCAGACACCUCGGGGCAUUAACAGGGUUCAUCUAUCUGCUGAGAGUGGAGCUGAGCCAAAGGGCAGAUUUCUGCUAAUACCUGCCUGGAGGGAUCAGACGCAUCGCAGCUUUUUUUUUUUUUUUUUGUUAGGCUUUAAAUCUGAUGAAUGUUAGACGUGUCUGUCGUAGCCGAUAAAGUCGUGCCCUCCAAACUCUUGUUCAGAUGCAUGUGUGUGGUUUCUUUUCCCUGAAGCAGCUGUUAAAGCAAAAAAUGGAUCAACUUCACCGCUAAGACAUGAAGAAACGGCAGCAUCUAUAGGCCUGCUAGCCCAACAUCUAUCUGUUUUAACUUCCACAUAUAAUAAAUGUUUGAUAACUGAGGUAAAAUAAAAUUGGUUUAGCUCUCUGAAUUCCAAAAUCUCCCAGCGGGAUUGAAAGGAAUAACAUUGCACUGCACAAAAAAAAGAAGAGCUACGGUUGUGCUGCUAACAUAGAAGUGCAGGACUUUAUUUGCAAAAAUAUUUGAGUAUAAAUGUGACAGAAGAGGAAAAAAAAUCCUGAAACUGUUCAGGGUUUAAAGCAUUUAAUCUAAAUUCAUGCAUUUGAUUUUAUAUUCCAUCUGUUCGUUAGCUAUAUCUGCUUUAGUCUGCAAAGAGCUGCAGCCCGUUCAUGCUAACCGUUCACACGCACAUUCACAACUACAGCCAGUUUAUAAGGUAUAAACCCACAGAGAAAACCCAGCAGACGCAGAUAGAACAUGCUAAGUAUAUGUUCAUGUGGUGAGACAAUGAAAACGGAAUCAGAAUUUAACUGUUGGCACUAUUUUGAUGCAGAAAAUAAAUAAAAGUUUUAAUUUGAUUGUGCUGAUAAACAAGCUAACAAGCAAUACAAAAACACAACGCUGUGUUUGGCUUUUUAAUUACACCUAAACUGAUGUGGAAACUAAGUCCCAAAUCAUGCUCCAGAGUCUAUGACUUGUUCAAAUGUCCAAAAAUGUCUUUAAAGAUCUUCAAAAAAUAUUCACCAGGAGAAGUGAGCAAUUAGAGGCAGCAGGUUUUAUUGUCGACAGAAAAUCCAGGCACAUUUUUUAGUAGUGAUAACACCACAAGAAAAUGCUGAAGAUACUGAGCUGUGCAUCGUAUUUUAUGCUUUGAGAGUUGGUCAUUAAGGAAACAAGAUCACUGAACUGCUUUCUGCAUCGCCGUUUUCCCCAUCACAUAUGAAUUUAAACUGAAAGUGUGUAGUUUUAGAACACAUUUGAGGUCUAGAUGGACGUAGCUGAAACGGAAUUAAUAUUUUAUGGACAGAAUAUUAGUACUGUCUGCAUAAGAUUUAAAAAAUGAUAAAAAUGAUUGAAAAACUUAGAAAACAAAGCUGCAGCUGUUUGAAGUUGUAGUUAAACCUCUUUUUGAGUGCUGUGAGAUAUUUGCAGAAUGGAAUUCUUGCUAAAAGUCUGCAUGUUCUUAUUGUAAAAAGUGACAUUUCCUCAGACCUCCUGCCUUUUCGUCAGGUGCUGAACCUGCACAGAUUGCAGCUGUUGGUUUUUCUCAUUCCAGUCUUUUGCCCUCAAUCAUCACUUCAAAAAGAAAUAACCUCUUUCUUUAACAUCCAGCCUCCUGCUGUUUCAUUUCUGUUGUGCACACGUGGCCAUAACCAGCCUCUGCACUAGUCUUUUAUCCGCCCAAAAUGAUUUUCUCCAGAAUUGCAGAGAGAACGAGGGAAUCGUGAUUGCCUUCUGCUCUCUCUUUGCUCCCGCUUUAAGUCGCUUUUAGCUUAAUUUGCGUCCUCUUUCUUUGUUAACUGAACACCUCAGACUGUUUUUACACGCUCCUCCAUCUUUUGUCAUCAGACAGUCGGUGGGUGUCGAUUGUUAUUCAAGGGAGACGACUGACCAGAGGGUCGAUAAUCAGAAAUCAGUCAACGAGACUUACAUUUACAAAUAUGUGCUUUGAUUCUGAUCAAUGUCGCCUAAUUAGCAGAUUGAUCAUUAGCGAAGUGCAGAAGGAGGUUUUCAGCUGCAGGCCGAGGAGCCGGUGUUGCCAUGACAUUCAUUUCACGCCUUAACGGGGACCAGCUCAUGGUAAUGUGACAUUUGUGUGAGAAAGCUGCGGCUCUCGGCCUCCAGGGAUGGAGGUGGGCAUGCUGGGAAACCGAAGUGAAGCGUCACGUGCAGGCCACCAGAUAUUAAAAAGAUAAUCCUCUCUGUCUCUCUACCUGCUUACACCUACAGAGUGUGUGUUAUCGCGCGUGUGUGUGUGUGUGUGUGUGUAAAUACAGUUCAUAUUAGGCAGAAAAAGGCUUUACAAAGUGUUCGUGCCAUAGGACCUGUAAUGUAAAAAACCAGACGUGUAUUUAUAAUCCGUCACAUACAGCACAGUAUUAUCAUAACGAUAUAUCCUUGAAUGUACAACUGAUGCUUCUAGCAUUUCUGUUGGUAUUUUUCUUAUUGUGAUUUUCUACACGAUAACUUUUUUGGAGCAGUCUUUUACCUCUUCAUGGCAGUGUUUCAGAGCUGUGUUUUUCGACUGUACCAGAGUGACUGUAGGCUUGCAUAAUUCAGUUUUUUCCCUCCUAAUGAAUGUAUUGAUUGUGUAAAGUAUUACUGUGCUGUGAGAAAGUAUGCAGAAAAGUAUUGGCUAAUAUUUUUGAUUAAUGAAAUAAAGAAGGGUUGAGAUAGAGA
Molecule: messenger RNA, 5468 nt
Organism: Acanthochromis polyacanthus (spiny chromis)
Lineage: Eukaryota; Metazoa; Chordata; Actinopteri; Pomacentridae
Gene: gpr139
Product: G protein-coupled receptor 139
Exons: 2
Coding region: 576-1697 (373 amino acids)
Biological process (GO): G protein-coupled receptor signaling pathway
Cellular component (GO): membrane
Molecular function (GO): G protein-coupled receptor activity
Source: RefSeq, a predicted model, not a curated record